This is a messenger RNA of Cydia amplana, 3886 nucleotides long. It is a transcript of the gene Elp1, whose product is annotated as putative elongator complex protein 1. Gene Ontology annotation, molecular function: protein binding; tRNA binding. Gene Ontology annotation, cellular component: cytosol; elongator holoenzyme complex. Lineage: Eukaryota; Metazoa; Arthropoda; Insecta; Lepidoptera; Tortricidae. The transcript has 8 exons. The record is from RefSeq and is a predicted model, not a curated record. Gene Ontology annotation, biological process: tRNA wobble base 5-methoxycarbonylmethyl-2-thiouridinylation. Bases 65 to 3877 code for a protein of 1270 amino acids.
ACACAACGUGUUGGAGGGGUAUAUAUUUGUUUUGUGUAUACUUUCGGUAAAACUAGUAUAAAUCAUGAGAAAUUUGGAACUUUGGCACGUAAACGUGCGCAACCUGGUUACUAACAGUGAGGACCAGCUCGCCACAUUCUGUUACGGCCAUGGCGAAGGCAAUUUCACUGGAGAAUUGUACUCCUGUUCACAUAACCUUAUAGUGAGUAACUUCGAUGAAGAUGGUGAGGUGAAGUGGACUAAGGAUUUAUGUGAGCUGGCGUCUCCGGAGAACAGUCCAGUGAAUGUGACGUACUUGCCGCUGUCCAAUGCUUUGUGUGUAGGGCUCGCGAAUGGCGAGUUGUUCACGAUUUCAGAGUUGGGCACCAGCUGCGAGCUCGCUGGGGUCUGUCAGGCUGGAUUAUUGGCAAUGGAGUGGAGCCCAGACCAAGAACUGCUAGUUCUGGUAACAAAAGACAUGAACACCAUUCUGAUGUCCUGCACAUUUGAUCCCGUUCACGAGACACCCAUUCUAGACCAAGAGUUCGGGGAGAAGGAAUUUAUCACAGUCGGGUGGGGGAAGAAGGAAACUCAGUUCCAUGGGUCUGAAGGCAAGCAGGCUGCUAAAUUGAAAACUGAAGUUAGUGGUGACACAGAUGCUAAUAAUGCAGUUAAAAUAUCUUGGAGAGGCGAUGGCAACCUUUACGCAGUUGGAUUCCUUAUGGACGGCAUCAGACGAUUCAAAGUCUUUGAUAGAGAGGGCCAUCUACAGUACACCAGUGAAAAACAACCAGGUUUGGAGGCAAAUCUCUCAUGGCGACCAAGCGGUAAUGUCAUUGCUACAACACAAAAAAUUAAUGACAAAUAUGUGGUCGCAUUCUUUGAAAAGAAUGGUCUUAAACAUGGAGGUUUCGAUAUACCUGUUGAUGCACAGACAGAGGUUCAGGAUCUAGCUUGGAGUUCAGAUUCUGAAAUAAUAGCACUGCAAUGCUAUAACAAAGCAACUAGCUCACACAGUUUGCUGUUAUUUACAACUGGGAACUAUCACUGGUAUCUUAAACAAACUCUAACAUUCAAUAGUUAUCAAAAAAUAAGCAAGAUAAUCUGGGACAAUGAUUUCGAUGUUGCUAACAACAAGAAACUGCAUCUUGUGUUAAGUAACGGUCAGCAUUAUACAUAUUCAUGGAUUUGGAAUAUCAAUCACAGUAGAGGGAAACGCAGUAAUGAUGAUGCUGUAGUAAUUGUUAUAGAUGGGAAGAAAGCAUUAGCUACUGGGUUUAGGCAAACCGUUGUGCCUCCUCCUAUGGCAAGUCUUGAAAUAGAGUCAAACUCAAGUGUAAACUCUGUUCAUUUUAAAAAAGAUGAUAAUGAUCACGAUCCUAAUACUUUCUUUGUGUGCACCACAGAUAAUAAACUAGAAUUUUACAGGCAAACCGAAAAGUUUCCUUUAAAAUAUGAAUUAUUCAAGACUUUUACUUUAGAAAAGUACAAUUUCCCAUUCCAAUAUUAUAAUUGGUUUUGGUUGAACUCUGACACUUUAAUCUGCUCUGAAGUGGACAAUAACAACAGUUAUUUUAUAUCUGAAUACAAUAUAAAGUCUGCAGAAAUUACAAAAAUAAAUACAGAGUCUUUGCCAGAACCUGUAGUAAGAAUUGAGUCCCAUCCGAAUGAAAGUUCAGCUGCCUACCUCCAACUUAUAAACGGGGAUAUUAUGCUUUACACAGUAGGAGGAUCCAUGGAACCACAGGACGUUUCGUUUUCUGUCCCAUGCCCCACUUUCAAUGUACUAAAAGUUGGUGAUGAAAUUCACUUUUUAAGUCUGACACAUAAAGGAAUAUUGUAUUUAGAUGGUGAAAAAAUAUUGAACAACGUGAGUUCCUUCUACGUUCAUACACAUUUCCUUUUAUUGACAAAUCUUCAGCAUGUGCUCUUAUGCGUGGAACUGACACCCUCAGGCCUGAAUGCGUUAAAAGAAUACCAGAAAAGUGAAUCAUCUGAUGUUUAUAAAAGGAAAAUUGAAAGAGGCGCGAAGCUGGUUAUAGCUGUACCGAAUGAAACGAGGACUGUAUUUCAAAUGCCUAGAGGAAAUCUAGAAGGAAUACAACCAAGGCCUCUCUCCUUAAAAAUUAUAGGGGAAUAUCUAGAUAACAGUAAAUACUAUGAGGCGUUUGAUUUAAUGAGAAAACAAAGGAUCAAUCUAAACCUGAUCUAUGACCAUGAUCCUGAAAAGUUUGAAAAAUCCAUAGAUAAUUUUCUAGAAGCAAUCCAAAAUAACACAUGGCUCAGUUUAUUCUUAUCCGACUUGGAAAAUGCGGAUGUCACGAAAUCGAUGUAUUCAAGUAGUUACGUCGACAAAAAAGACGUAAAGAGAGAUAGUAGUUCUAAAAUACAAAGAAUCUGUGAAACAAUUAGAACUCAUUUGAUGAAAAGGCCAGAUAAAGACACGAAGAUCUUACCAAUUCUUACAACUUAUGUAAAAAUGAAUACUGUUGAAGAUUUAGAAUCAGCUUUGACUGUUAUAAAAGAUCUGAAAACGAAAGAAACUAGUGGCAAGCUUCCUGUGACCUCAGAUGAAGCCCUAAAGUACCUGUUGUACAUGGUAGACGUUAACCAACUCUUCGAUGUAGCAUUAGGGAUGUAUGACUUCGAUUUAGUCCUACUAGUAGCUAACAAAUCGCAAAAAGACCCCAAGGAAUAUGUCCCAAUGCUCAAUGAAUUCAACAGCAUGGAAGAAAGUUAUAAAAGGUUCUCUAUUAACAAACAGUUGAAAAGAUUUACCAGAGCGGUGGAAUGUCUUGCGAAAUGUGGGCAAGACAAAUAUGAUGAGUUAAAAACGUUUGUUAAAUAUCACAGUCUGUAUAGAGAAGCUUUAAGAUUGUUCAAUAACGGAGAUGAAAUUUACACUGAAAUAGCAGAAGAUUUUGGACUCCAUUUGAGACUAAAGAAACAAUACACUGAGGCUGGCAUUAUUUAUGAACGAGCUAAUAAUAUUGAAAAGGCUAUUGAAUGUUAUAAGGAUGCUUUAGAAUGGGAAUUAGUAGUUAAACUAUUAUGUACAAGAUCGAAGGAUGAACAAUCCGUUAUAUGCUGGGAGUUGGCAAACGGUUUAAAAGAUGAAAAGCGCCAAGGAGAAGGCCUAACGUUAUUAGAACAGUUUUGUAACGACAAAGCGGAGAUAGUCAAAUACGCUAUUGAAGGCCGCUUAUUUAAGUCUGCCCUGCGACUCUGUUUCAUGUAUAAGCUUGGUGAACUUAAAGACGACCAUCUACUACCGGCUGUGAUGGAAGAAUAUGGAAACCUUCAAGAGCUAAUCGAACGAAACUGGGGUACAUUCACAAAACACAGAGACCGUCUCUUCAUCGUCAGAGAAACCAAGAGGAACGCGCCAGAGAUCGAUAUCUCUUAUGCUAAUAAGGACUGCGAUUUGUACUCGGAUGCCGGGAGUACGGUAGCGUCGUCGAAUUCGCGUAGUUCAGGCCGCACCUUCCGCUCAAGCAAAAACCGUAGAAAACACGAGCGCAAAGUCGCAUCACUUAAGGAAGGUUCCCAAUACGAAGACGUCGCGCUAGUGAUGGCCUUACACAACCUGAUCACAUCUACGUUCGAGUUGAGACUGCAGGCUCGUGAGCUCAACACAGCGCUGAGCUGUCUCAACAAGGACCAUGAGGCGUUUCUACUGCAGUCAUGCCUAGAAAAGUUACUGAAAGAGAUGAAAGACAGCUUCAAGGACAUCUGGACGAACGAGCUAGUUAUAGAGGCGACCAACGCCGCCAUAGCGGCCCUCAACGUUCCUGAGGGCUGCAGCGUGCUGCCGCAGGGCAUCGGCUCUCUUGAACCGCAUAUGAGGAUAGCGCCUAUUAUCCAAGACAUAAGCUGGAAGCUGGAUGGCCUAAACUAAUAAAACUAG